Saccostrea echinata is the source of this 1272-nucleotide messenger RNA. Its product is annotated as carboxypeptidase B-like. The transcript is spliced from 10 exons. NCBI's taxonomy places the organism in Eukaryota, Metazoa, Mollusca, Bivalvia, Ostreida, Ostreidae. Bases 1 to 1272 code for a protein of 423 amino acids. Gene Ontology annotation, molecular function: zinc ion binding; metallocarboxypeptidase activity. Gene Ontology annotation, biological process: proteolysis. The record is from RefSeq and is a predicted model, not a curated record.
AUGAUUCUUAAGUUUCUGGCCUUCUUCCUCUUGCUGUGGAAUACUAGCCCAGCAGAGAAGGCGAGAUUUGAUGGUUUUUCAGUUUUGCGAGUCAUUCCUAAGUCUGAGAAGCAGCUUCUUACCUUAAAACAAAUACUUAGAAAUAACAAGCACUUGGAGCUAGAUGUGUGGCGAUAUCCUAGUUUCGUUGGACAGAGUGCAGACAUUCAAAUUUCUCCAAAACACUAUUUUAAAUUAAACCAAACUUUGACCGAACUUGGAUUUCAAUCUGAGUUACUGAUAAGGGAUGUGCAAAAAUUGAUAUCAGAACAAGAAAGAAAGAACAAGGAACUCAAAGAAACUGCUGAGGUGUUUAAUUACGGCAAAUACCAUACACUGGAUGAGGUCAACAAUUGGAUCGACAAUGUUACGAAGUUUUAUCCCAACAUAACCACAGUGUUUGAAGUCACAAAGUCCUACGAGGGGCGCACAAUCCGCGGAAUAAAGAUUUCAACGGGUGACGGAAAUAGCAAACCAAGCUUUUUUAUUGAGGGAGGUAUUCAUUCGAGAGAGUGGAUUUCACCCGCCACAGUGCUGUUUAUGACUGGUCAAAUGUUGGAUAGAUAUGCACCCGAUACACGUAUUAAACAAUUGGUAGACAGUUUUAAUUGGUAUAUCCUUCCUGUAUUCAACGUAGAUGGCUAUGAAUACACUUGGAGUAAGAAUCGUAACUGGAGGAAAACCCGUUCUAAGCAUGGUCUAUGUGUUGGGGUGGAUCCAAACAGAAACUGGGAUUACGAAUGGUGCAAGGAGGGAGCGAGUAAGGACCCAUGUUCCGAUCAGUAUUGUGGUCCAAAAGCUUUCUCCGAAGUGGAGGUCAAAGGAGUAGCAGACUUUAUCAUGAAGAACUCCAAAGGAAUGAAAGGAUUCAUUGACUUUCAUAGUUUCUCCCAGCUUUGGAUGAGUCCUUGGGGAUACACUACAAAAUUGCCCCCCGAUUUUAAGGACCAGGACAAGGGAUCUCAAUUAGCUGUAGAAGCAUUGGAGAAGGUUUAUGGAACCAAAUACAAGCAUGGUAGCAUUGCCAACACUAUAUACGUUGCAAGCGGCAGUAGCGCUGACUGGACGUACGGGGCCGCCAAAAUCAAAUACUCUUAUGGCGUAGAGCUACGUGAUACUGGGAAAUAUGGAUUUCUUCUGCCUCCAGAAGAGAUUAUUCCAUCUGGAAAAGAGACAUUGGAGGCUCUCAUAGCUUUAGCUAAUUUUGUUGUUAAUAAUUAUUUUGAUCAUUAA